GGAACUAUGCGAGUUGUAUGAAUAUAUCCAAAAUCGGUUGCAUAUGCAUUAAGCAUGAUCGGCAAUUCAUAUAUAAGUUGAUUCCCAAAUUAACAAGGUUUUCACAAAUCACCUAGUGAUCAGCGACACGAGUGAGCGCGGUCUAACCGCGUAAAAAAAAUAGUUUUUCUAGAUUUUACUUUUUAAGUGUUAAGUAAAUAAAAAAUAAUAAAAAAAAUAAAAUAAAAUGGGUUUUACGGAUACUUAUAAUUAUUAUUAUUAUGAAAAAGCAGAUACUCGGGUGACAGACUGGCUGUUUAUGGGCAGUCCAUGGCCAAUGAUAUUGAUAUUAUUUAGUUAUUUGUAUUUUGUAUUUCAAUGUGGUCCACGUUAUAUGAAAAAUCGACCCGCUUACGAAUUAAAGACUUUCAUUAAGUUUUAUAAUAUUUUUCAAAUUGUCUCCAAUGCUUAUCUAGUCAAAGAAAUUCUUGUUGUUCAUCCAGAUGCAGUUGCUUUACGUUGCUUGCCAAUUGAUUAUUCAAAUAAUCCAGAUUCAGUUCGCAUGGCCAGAACGACGUAUCUCGUAUUCCUAUUGAAAUUAGUCGAUCUCAUUGAAACUGGAAUGUUCGUGUUGAGAAAGAAAAAUAAUCAAAUAUCGUUGUUACAUCUUUAUCAUCAUUUUACAACUGCUUUGGUGGCUUGGAUUUCAACGAGAUAUAUUGCUGGCGGAAUGGCAGUAUUUUAUCCUGCAAUGAAUUGUUCUGUUCACGUUAUAAUGUAUACAUAUUAUCUUUUGAGUACCACAGAUAGCAUGAAACGUUUGGUUCUUCCUUUCAAGCGUUACGUUACAAUUAUUCAAAUGGUUCAAUUUGUCAUUUUAAUAUUCCAUGCAGUGAUAGCGGCCUUCCCAUCUUGCGAUGUUCCUAAAAUACCAGCGUAUUUAAUGAUUUUAGAUGUAUUAUUAAAUUUCAAUUUAUUCUAUAAUUUUUAUAAGAGGACUUACUUAACGCCUAAAAAGAAAAAAGAAUAGACUAUAUAUAUAAGUUAAAA
This is a messenger RNA of Leptopilina heterotoma, 1029 nucleotides long. RefSeq names its product elongation of very long chain fatty acids protein 4-like. Bases 227 to 1009 code for a protein of 260 amino acids. The transcript is spliced from 4 exons. Gene Ontology annotation, molecular function: fatty acid elongase activity. NCBI's taxonomy places the organism in Eukaryota, Metazoa, Arthropoda, Insecta, Hymenoptera, Figitidae. Gene Ontology annotation, cellular component: endoplasmic reticulum membrane. Gene Ontology annotation, biological process: fatty acid elongation, saturated fatty acid; sphingolipid biosynthetic process; fatty acid elongation, monounsaturated fatty acid. The record is from RefSeq and is a predicted model, not a curated record.